AUGGAGGACUCCGAGUUGCUCAAGGCCUUGCGCGGCGCAAAGCCUGGAUGGACCCAGCAGGAUCUGGUAGCUGUUCAGCGGAAGCUGGCCAAGGUUGGCAUCCGGAGUCCAGAGGAGCUCUCAAGUUCUUUGAGCAGCCUGAACGAGCUCCUGCAAGGCGCAGGGUUCCUGAAGUUCAGCGCCGAGACCCUGCAAGCGUUGCGAGAGCAGCUGCCGCAAAACGACAGUGAAACGCAACCCAGCCGGUUCGACUUGCAACAAGGUUGGCACCAUCCUCGAAAUGGUUAUCCUGCCGGCGGCUUCGGACGUGCAAAGGGUGGCAAGGUGGGCUUCGGUGGGCCAAAUCCCAACAGCGUCUUCAAACACGCACAGCAGAAGGAGGCCCUUCUUUGCGAGGACAACCUGUGGAAGGACUGGAAAGUCGUUGGGACGCCUGUUCCGGAGCCUAUUGCGCCGCGAGCUUGCGCCAUGUCGAGUUACGCUGCAGAACUAGAGGAAAUGGACAACGAGGAAGAUGAAGAUGAUGAGGAGGACGAGGAUGCAGACUCCUGCCUGUCAGACGACGAACUGAUGACAUUGUGCGUGGCCAAGAAAGUUCCCUUGCUUCAGCUGCAGAGCAACAAGCGCGCGAUCCAACUAUUGCGCCAGUUGGACAGACUUGAUAAAAGCUCAGUUUCCACUUUGAAGAACGAAUACAAAAGACGUGGUUUCGCUUUUGAAGCCUCGAUUCGCAAAGAGAGCCUGCUGGCUUCCGUGAAAGAAGUGGCUGUUUACGAGAAUUUGAAGCUGCAGCACUUGCGGGCAGCUUGCUUGAGUCGAAAUCUCCCUGCAGAUGAGAGCAUGCGACGUCCAGGGCUACUGCAACUUCUGGCCGACCAGUCCUGGCACAGCUUGGGCAUCCCAGUGGAGCAACUGCCUAGCCUGGUCGUUGCUCAUGGGGUCCUCGACUCGCUGGGCACCCUAAACACCAAGAACUUGGCAGAUCUUUGCGCACAGUGCCACCGGAUGGGAGUGCCGGUGGAGUCCAAGCCGGAGAAGCCGGAGCUCGUGAGCCGGCUGGGGAAGGCGAUGGUGUGGAAGCAGAUGGAUGAUGCCGCCCUCAGGAGAGAGUGCUCCAAGAGGGGAGCUCCCUUGGAUGACAUCCCGGAGCAGCUUCAGCAGCCAGGCGUGAAGCUGAUCGUGAACAACAACUGCAAAGCGGGCCGGCAGAAGCUGGAAAGGCUUCUGCUUCAGUCGUUGUGGCUGGACAUUUGGAAAGCCGCUGGCAUUACCGUCCAGAGCUUGGGCAGCCACCAGGCAGCCUCCAGCCUUUUCUCGGAGGUAGAGCGCCUUCACAGCGAGGAUCUGCCUGCCAUCCAGGAGCGGUACAAGGCUCUGGACCUGCCGCUGCAGCAGGUGCAGGAUCGACGCUGGGUACUUCAGCGAGUUUCAGAGUCUCUGUUCUGGGAAGCCCUGCCGCUAGCAGAGCUGCUAGAAGAGUGCGAGAUGCGCGCGCUGCCCAUCAAUCCCGCGGAGCGUGAUGCCGAGCAUGCUGCAGAAACAAAGCCUGUGCUGGUACGCAGACUGGUUAAAGACUCAUGCAUUCGUGCCUGGGUCAAGAUGGGCAUUCCCGUCGCACGUCUGGGCGAUGCACGUGCCGUCGCUCUGGUGGCUGAGGAGUGGCAAAGCCUCGAAAACAUCGGCAGUGCUGAUUUGAAGAUCAAAUGCGAACUGCACGGUGUGCCUCCAGAUGCGGCCUUAGAGCGGCACGACUUGCUUCAGCUGCUGAAGGAUAUCGCAGUUUGGGAAUCAAUGCCACUGCAUGAGCUCAAGGCUGAACUCGCCAAGGUCACAGGUCCAGGAGUUGCGCCACCUGCUCCUGAACGUGGCGACUGCUGGAAGGAGCAGAACAGCUUGGUGGAGCAGCUGCUUCUGUUGAGGUGCGCAGAGGCCUACGAAGCCAAGGGCAUCCCAGCACGGCGCAUCGGCUCUUUGAAGGCUGCUGCGAAGCUCGCGCAGGAGCUCAAGGAUUUGGAGGCCCAGGACACGGCAAGCUUGAAGGCCGAGUGCCAAAGCCUGGGACUGCCGGUGCAGCACUUGCGGCAGCAGGAGCUACGUGAUUUGCAUCGAGAGCUGGCCCUCUGGCGGGCGCUGCCUUGCGGGGAGCUGCGAUUGGAGUGCAGGGCACGGAAUGUGCCCUGCCCGCAACCACAAGGCAUGGUCAUGGAGCAGGAGCUCAAAGAGAUGCUCGUGGAUGCCCUCCUCGUGGAAAAGUGUGAGGCCUGGUACGAGCGCCGUGGUGUUCCAGUUCGGCGGUUGGGCUCCGUCUCUGCGGCUGCACGCGUGUCGGAGCGCUGGGAGCAGCUAGAUCAGCUGAGCGAAGGCGGGCUACUCUUCAAAGCAUCGGCUUUCAGCAUCCAUGUCGACAAGGACCUGAAAAGGUCGGAAGUGAUGGAGAGGAUAAAGCAGGCAAUCUUGUGGAGCGAGUUGCCGAUGCGCGAGCUGCAGAAGGUUUGCCGUGAAAACGGGGUCAACUCCGUCGCCCGCGAAAAUCAGAAGAAGGAGCUGAUGCACCGCCUGGCCUCGGCGCUCUGGCCUCCGCCGCCACCCGAGCCCCCAAAGCCGCCACCGACAUUCCACAACUUCGGUUCCAGAGAUUGGCAGAGGAGUUUCAAGAAAAACAACAUCCCACCUCCGAGCCUCCCGAAGAACAUCAAUCCCAAAACGCUUGUGCCUCACUUCAAGACACUGGGCCUGGCUCCAAACGCGAGCCCGGCAGAAGUGAAGAAGGCAUACCGCAAGCUGGCACUGAAGUACCAUCCGGAUGUCACUUAUAGAUUGGGUGGUCAGUUUUGGCCCUCCCGCUGCUUUGCCAAACUGCAUGGAGACCUGUUGAUGCUUCAGCGGAGCGGAAGGCAGCAGGCCGCCGUGUCCUUGACCGGCGCCAAGGUGGAGGUGACUUCACAGAGCACCGUCCAGAUCGAGGCACCCGGAAGUCCAUCGUUAUCUCUGCGUCUAAACAGCGCGGAGGAGGCGAUGCGCUGGUGCCAGGCGCUUCGUCGAGCAGUCAACCGCUCUCGAGGUUUUCGUGACAUGGUCUGCAACUCUCCGCUGAUCAGCCCACGCGGAGCUUCCCCUUCUCCACGCGGUGCUUCCCAGUCACCACGUAUUCCUGGGAAUGAUGGGGAGGACCGCUUGGAGCAGCUGCAAGCGCAGAUUCGAGAAAAGGAGGCUUCCAUCAAGGAACUGGGUGAGGCUCAGAACGCUGCAAAGGCCAGGGCAGAUGCUGCAGCAGAUGCGAAGCAGGAAGCAGAGGCCCGAGUGAAGCUGGCGGAGCAAGCUCUUCGAACCGAGCAAUCGCUGCGAGAAGAUCGUGAGAAGAAGCUGGAGGCAAUUCGCAACUCGCAGGGAGAGUCGGAAGAGAAGAGCAGCAAGUACAAGCAGGAAGUCGCCGACUUGCAGAUCGAGCUCUCGCUGCAGAAGGGCGAAGUGGCAUCGCUCCGCGAGCAGCUCUCCUUGGCACUGGAAGAGCGCGAUGCCCAGCAGGCUGAUGCACAAUCACGUACGCAGGCUUACCAAGGUUUGCAGGAGAUGGUGGCCGGUCUGGAAAAACAGCUCGCAGAUUCGCAACGCCGCAAAGUCGCGGCCGAGAAUCGGUUUGCUGCCGAGGAGGCAUGUCGAAAGGCAGCUGAGGAUCGCUGCGCGGGUGCUGAGAAGCGACAUGUGCAAGAUGAAGAGCUGGCAGAGAGCCUGGCUGCCGCUCUCCAUGAAGCCAAGCAGUCCCUCAUGUCAAUAGAAGCCAGUCGCGAAGUUGCCGUGGACCAAGCCUCUGUGCAGAAGGAAGUCGAGCGCUUGAAGGAAAACCUGGCCUCGGCGGAAACGAAAGCCGCAGAGGCUGAAGCCCGAGCACAGGACUUGCAGAAGCGCUUGGCUGCAAGUAGCAAAAAGCUCGAGCAAGUGCAGCAAGCGCAGGCAGUGCAGGCCCCGGACUCACCAAGCAGAAAGGAGCAGGCAGAAGUUCUUGCUCGCAAAGAGGUGGAGGUGCGUAACCACGAGUUGCAGAAGCGCCUCGCCGCCUCGGAGGCAAAGGCGAAGAAGGCGGAACAGGCAGAGGAAGGAAGGAAAGAAGCCGAGGCUCGUGCACAAGAGACGCAGCAGAGCCUGUCUCUCCUCGAGGCAGAAGUCACAGAGCUUCGAGAGGCAGCGAUGGCUUUCAAAGAAGCGGAGAUGCAGUUUCAGGAUUCUCAGAAGAAGGAAGGAUUGAAAAUCGAAGCAGCGGAGGCCGGCUGUGCUGCUGCCGAGGCACGGGUCGCCCAGCUUCAGAACCAGGUAUCCGACUUGGAGUCCGAGCUCGCUCGGGUAAAGGCUGCCGAGUCCCUCCAAGAGGUUCAUCUCGCAGUCAAGAAAGAUGCAGAGGCUCACGCCGAAGACUUGCAGAAUCAGCUCUCGGACAUGGAAGCUCAUUUGGAGGAGGUGCACCAGGUCCGUGCAGACAAGGAGAAGGCGGAGCAGAAGCUGCAGAGUCUCCAAGAGCGGUGCGCAGUCAUUGAGGAAGACAUGGCGUCCGCAAAGGCCGCAGCAGACGAGCAAGCUCAGGACCUGCAGCGGCGGCUCGAAGCCGCCAACCGCCGCUUACUUGCUGAGGAGCAGUGCCGCAAGGCCGCCGAGGAGCGAAGCGCGGCAGCGGAAAGGCGUCUUACAGAGGCAGAGAAGCAUCUGGAGAGCAUGGCAAUGCCAAGUCCCCGAAGGCUAUCAGGAGAAGUCAGCCCACAGGACGAGGCAUCACCAAAGCCCGCACCAUCAGAAGCCUCGACAGAAACGUACGAGAGAUGCGACAACACCGCGCAUGCAGAGUCCAAUGACGCGUCGCAGCUGCAUGCGCUACUUGCUGCGGCUGAGCUGAAGGCGAGCGAGGAGACCCGCGCCCGGAAAACAGCACAGCAGCAGCUCAUCCAGGCUAUCAAGGCGGCCACAGCCGCAGGUGCCAAGAUGAAGGCCAAAGAGCUCGUAGCCCGGCUGGAGCAUGGGCCCACUUUUACAGAUGGCCACUCUCUUGCACCCGGGUAUUUGGAGAUGCCAUGUUCCCGCACGCUCGUCAGUGUGACUGCGCGAGACAAGAACCUCGAGGCCUCCAAGGAAGAGGCAUCGCAGAGGUUUCGCGAAGUGGCAGAGGCCUAUGCUGCCCUGAAUCAAUACUUAGGAGCUCGACGGUCACCAAGCGUCCUCGGCAGAGUUCCCAUGGCAGCUCUGGCUUGGAUACCCUCCAGACUCUCCAGGUCUGGCCUUCGGUGGAUCUUGCUCGCGGUUGCAGGACUUCUUGCGCUGGCAUGGGAACGCAAACGGAGGCUUACUCGAGCCUUGACCGUGCAAAUCUCCGUCGCGCUUUCUUCGCCCUAUGCACGGCAAGCAGUCCUUGCAGCUGCACGACAUCUGCGGAUACCUGUCGUGGACGGAGCAGCAUGCCAGUGGGCCGAUUUCGCCGAAAUGGAUUGGGAUGCAUUUUUGAGCCAAGGGCCAUCAUUGCGACGGGCAUCGAGUCUAUAUGUGCGCACCUCUUUGGUUCGCAAGGGCAUGCUUGCGCACUACCUUACCAAACGACGUUGCGAAGGUGUACUGCCUGCGUCCUUCGUGGUGGAUCUGGAGGACGAGGAGGACUUGCAGAUGCUGCCGGAGCGAUUCAGGAAGUGGGCAGCUGCCCAGACGACCAAGUGUGACGGGACUUUGGUCGUGAAAGCUGGCAAUGCCAACCGGGGAGAGCACCUCCACCUUGUCAGCAAGUCGGAGGACAUUGCUGGCAGGAUCCGUGACGAAGUGCUGCAGCAGGGCCUUGUCGAAUGGGUCAUUCAGCCCUAUGUCAUGCCGCCGCUUUUGCGAAGAGAUCGCAAGUUCCAUGUGCGCGUGCACUUCCUUCUAGUCGGUUGCCCAAUGUGUGGCUUCAGCCGCGCCUGGCUUCAUGAAAGACUUCACGUGGUGCUGUCAGCAUCCAAGCGAUGGACGGAUGAUCCCACGACGGCUGCUGCACACCUCACGAACCACUGCGUGCAGGCAGCGCAGCCAGGAUACAACGAGUCAGAGCAGGUGCUGCUCUGGGGAGAGCUGGUGGAGGAGACUGGCCUGGAGUCCGAGGCACUUCUCCAAGACAUGGGCCGCUCUCUUGGACAAGCUUUAACGGCAGCGGCUGCCUCGCCAGGCUUCACACCUCUUCCACAGUCCUUCGAGCUCUUCGGCGCAGACUUUGUUUUCCAAGAUCUCGGGACAGCAGGGCCGAAGCCGUGGCUGCUGGAGGUGAAUGCAGGUCCUGAUUUGGCCGUGUUCGGCGAUGCGCGAAGGGACGAGGCAGUGCGCCUUGCAGAGGACAUCCUUCGUGCAGCGGUGUUGCCUUUUCGAGAGGCUCAUGAGGCAGGGAAUGUGAAUGCGGACAUGUUCUGGACAGCGUACGCGUGUGCUCCUCCAAUCUUUGCCCUUGAGGAUGCUCCUUAUUUGGAUGCUCACGAUUGCCCGUGCCGGGAGAGAAUAGGCAGGGACUGA
This is a messenger RNA of Symbiodinium sp. CCMP2592, 6507 nucleotides long. The record is from the annotation of a GenBank genome assembly. NCBI's taxonomy places the organism in Eukaryota, Dinophyceae, Suessiales, Symbiodiniaceae.